Molecule: messenger RNA, 2737 nt
Organism: Cheilinus undulatus (humphead wrasse)
Lineage: Eukaryota; Metazoa; Chordata; Actinopteri; Labriformes; Labridae
Product: gastrula zinc finger protein XlCGF57.1-like
Exons: 2
Coding region: 204-1850 (548 amino acids)
Biological process (GO): regulation of transcription by RNA polymerase II
Cellular component (GO): nucleus
Molecular function (GO): RNA polymerase II cis-regulatory region sequence-specific DNA binding; DNA-binding transcription factor activity, RNA polymerase II-specific
Source: RefSeq, a predicted model, not a curated record
UCUAGUCUCCGUGGUUUUAACUGUCAGUCAUUAGUGCUGUUUAAACAGUGUCGCUACAUUCAGAGUUAGAAACACUGUCAGAGUGUCUCAGAAUAAAACAAACAUCAGCAUGGAGUCAGAAAACGGAGUUACAGAGAGGAGCAGAGUGUGCUAACGAAGCUAACCUGGAAGCUAACGGCCGACUGUAACCGAGCAGCGGACACAUGGAGCAGUUCAACCCGCCGUCACCGCUGAUACUUACCGGUAACCUGGCUGAAAACUGGCGCAGAUGGGAGCGGCGUUUUGGGCUGUAUAUAGUGUCCUCUGGAGCAAAUGAAGAGGAGGAGGAUGUGAAAAAAGCCAUUCUUCUUCACUCCAUAGGCGAGGAUGCUCGAGAGGUGUUCAACACACUGACAGUCAGCUCAGCAGGUGAAAAUGCAACGAUGGAGGAUAUUCUGGAGGCUUUUAGAGAAUACUGCAGCCCUCUGAGCAAAGACAUCCAGCAGCUGGUUGGGAAAGAUGAAGAGGUUCUCCCUGAGCAGCGGGAGGGGAGCUCCAGCCUGAAUCAGGAGGAGCCACCAGAACCAGCACACAUAAAAGAGGAACAGGAGGAACUCUGGUACAGUGAAGCAAGAGAGCAGCUUCACGGAGAGGAGGAUAUCAUUAUGUUCACAUUCAAUCCUGGCUCUGUGAAGACUGAAGAAGAGAAUGGAGAGGAACCUCAGACCUCACAGCUUCAUGAAGACCAAAGUGAAGAGAGCAGGGACAAGGAGCAUUUCAAAAUAGAAGCUGAUGGAGAACAGUGUGGAAGAUCAGAGUCAGACAGAGACUUUGAUCAAGACUGUCAUUUCCCUCCAGUUACUCCUGAUGAGACUUCAGACCUUUCUGGAUCUGAAACUGAUGACAGUGGUGACUGGGAGGAAAGUGAUGAACCUCAUGAAGGUUCAAAUUUUCUGCAAAACAAAGACAUAGCUGUGAGUAACACGAAGUGUAACACCUCUAGCUCCUCUGAAUGUGCUCCAAGCCUUAGAAAAAAGAAACGACAGAAGAAGCAAAAAGACGAGAGACCAUUUAUUUGCUCAGUUUGUGGUAAAAGAUAUGUGGGCAAGAACAAUUUGAAUCAACACAUGUUACGCCACUCUGGAGAAAAAAAAUUCAGCUGCUCAGUUUGUGAGAAAAGUUUUAUUGGUAAAGUAGAGAUGGUGAGGCACAUGAGAGUCCACACAGAUGAGAGACAAUUUAGUUGUUCAGUUUGUGGUAAACAAUUCAAACGAAAUGGAGCCCUAAAGAGUCAUUCUAUUAUCCACACAGGGGAGAAACCGUUUAGCUGUUCCAUUUGUGGUAGAAAAUUUUAUGAACUUGGAAAUCUGAGGGCACAUGCAGUUGUCCACACAGGGGAGAAACCUUUCAGUUGUUCAGUGUGUGGUAAAGGUUUUUCUCAUCAUGGAAAUAUGAGAAGACACUCUGUUGUCCACACAGGAAAGAAACUGUUUAGUUGUUCAGUUUGUGGUAAAAGUUUCGCUCAACAUGAACAUCUGAGGGCACAUUCUGUUAUCCACACAGGGGAGAAACCGUUUAAUUGUUUAGUUUGUGGUAAAAGUUUUUCUCAUCAUAGAUAUCUGAGUGCACAUUCUAUUGUCCACACAGGGGAGAAACCAUUCAGUUGUUUAGUUUGUGGUAAAAGUUUUACUCGACAUGUAAAUCUGACAAGACACUCCAUUGUCCACACGGGGAAGAAACCGUUUAGCUGCAGUGUUUGUGAUAGAACAUUCACUCGACUUCAACAUGUUAGGAAACACAAGUGUGUCAGUGAGAGCAGCGAAAAUGAAAUCAAAACACAAGACUCUCAUCAAACCAGCCUCCCUCUAUAGACAUGCUUUUUUUCACUCAGGUUUGUCUGCCCCAGGAUUCUCCUGCUAUCUGCACAAUGCUUACAAUCUCAGAGCGUCUUAGAGCUGCUGCCUCCUGUACUGCCUCUCUAGGGUGUAUUAUAUUUCCAUCAGGUCAGGUAUGAGAGCGUAUGCUGUUUUGGCACAUUACCACAUCAACCUUGGCCUCCAGCUUCCUGAUGGCCAUCAUCCAGCUUUGCACCAGGUCCAUGCCCCAUCUCUCCAUGUAUCUUCCCAGUUGACUCAGGUAUACGAGAGUCCUCAAGAGUAGACAUGCUCCAGGCACGGACUUGGACUGACUGCCUCAGGUUGAGCUGAAGUAUUUGAGAAGAGGUUGUCGACACCGCAGCGCCAGCUGAAAUGUUCAACCUACAUUUGCUGUGCAGGGAUUUCCAUGUAUUCCCUUACAUGGGUCUUUCAAACAUGGGUGUCUACAUGUGAAGAAGCUUAAGGCCGUGGUGGUGCAUACCUGUGUCCCUAGGCUCCGAAGGCAAGAGACACCUGACCCCCUUUCAGCUGUGGGACUGCUGUAACCAUAUAUUUCUAUCUCUUUCUUUUCUCGUUCUUGUGCGACUUUGGCCGACUUUGCUUAUAUUUGCCGCAGAGACAAUAAUCAGUGAUUGGUGUAAUCAUUUCCGUUUUUUGUCCUUAAAACCCUCACAUGCAACCUCAACAGAUAAUAGUUCUCAGUCUUUGCUAGUUUUCCACAAGCCCAAACACUGAACCUCACAUCCUCUAAAACUCUAAUUUCUCCUUGCUAACCUUGAAGGUCCUGGCUUUUGGUUCUGCAUCUAUGAUGAGUCAUAGAUGUAUCUUAAAUAACAAAUCUAAUUUUCAUAUUGCAUUUUCUGUCUUCUUUUGAAUGUAAU